Messenger RNA from Vombatus ursinus (common wombat), 1902 nucleotides. Its product is annotated as zinc finger protein 525-like. The record is from RefSeq and is a predicted model, not a curated record. Bases 228 to 1487 code for a protein of 419 amino acids. NCBI's taxonomy places the organism in Eukaryota, Metazoa, Chordata, Mammalia, Diprotodontia, Vombatidae. Gene Ontology annotation, biological process: negative regulation of transcription by RNA polymerase II. The transcript is spliced from 6 exons. Gene Ontology annotation, molecular function: DNA-binding transcription repressor activity, RNA polymerase II-specific; RNA polymerase II cis-regulatory region sequence-specific DNA binding.
GUUCAGUGUGGGACCUGGAGACCAGGACUUCUUCGAACUGGCUUCGGUGGGACUGAGUACCAGGGUAAUUUCUGACCGUCAUGCUCAAGGAGUUGGAUUGGAAGCAUGAUGUCCAAAGAGCAGUGAGAAGGUGGAGAAUUUGAACCAAAGGCCUUUACCAAAUAGAGCCCCCAGUUCUCAGGACUCUGCCUUUUUGUAAGAGAAAAAGGACAGAAGAAGAGGGAAUAAUGCCAACAUUCCUGGCAGUCAGGUACCAGGCAUCAGUGACAUUCAAGGAUGUAGCUGUGAACUUUAGCCAGGAGGAGUGGGGACAGCUGAACUCUGCUCAGAGGGACCUGUACAAGGAUGUGAUGCUGGAGAACUAUAGAAACCUCGUGUCACUGGGACUUCCAAUAUCUAAACCUGAUGUGAUCUUCCAGUUGGAACAAGGCAAAGAGCCAUGGUUACUUGGUCUGCCAAGAGCUAAAGAAAGAGAGUUGCCAAACAAUUCUUCUUUGGACUGGAAGAGUUGUGACACCCGGAAGUCAUCUCCAAAGCAGAAAAUUCCAGAAGAAGUGGAAUCAUUAGGAACAUUAACAGUAGACUCUGCAUGUAGAGGAGUUCGAGUACCUGGUGGCACAUUGGACAGGAAGAAGGAAAACUCUGAAGGGAAGACAUGGGAGACGUUCCUUUCCCGUGAGAGAGAUUCUAGGCAUCUGUUAAUUAUUCCCCCCCAAAACACCACUAAGGGGCAAGGCCAAGAAUACAACCAAUGUGGGGAAACUAUUGACUGGUCAUCUAUUACUCAACAUCAGAGAAGUCAUACUGGAGAGAGUCCCUAUGAAUGUAAUGAAUGUGGGAAAAUCUUUAGCUGGAAAUGUAAUCUAACACGACAUCUGCUAACACAUACUGGAGAAAAACCUUAUAAAUGUAAGGAAUGUGGAAAAUGCUUCUUGAACCAUUCUUACCUUACUUCCCAUAAGCGAAUUCACACUGGAGAGAAGCCCUAUGAAUGUGGUGAAUGUGGAAAAGCCUUCUCUAAACAUUCAUCCCUUACUGAACAUGAACGAAUUCAUACUGGAGAGAAGCCUUAUAAAUGUAAUGAAUGUGGAAAAGCUUUCAGGCAUAGAAGUGCCAUUAUGAGACAUCAUAUGACUCAUACAGGAGACAGUCCCUAUAAAUGUAGUGAAUGUGGGAAACCAUUCUUAAACCCUUCAUCCCUAAUGGUUCAUGAAAGAAUUCAUACUGGAGAGAAGCCCUAUGAAUGUGAUGAAUGUGGAAAAGCCUUUGCUAGACAUUCAUCCCUUUCUCUACAUCAGAGGAUCCAUACUCAAGAAAAGUCCUUUGGAUGUAAUGAAUGUGGAAAAACCUUCUUUGAUUUUCCAUCACUUACUCGACAUCAAAAAACCCAUUCUGGAGAGAAACCCUAUCUAUGCAGUGUGUGUGGAAAAACUUUUUGUAGCAAGGCAUCAAUCAUCCAACAUCAGCGACGUUAUGCCAGAGAGUAACCCUGAGAAUAUGAUGUCUUAGGCAAAACCUCAGGUUUAUCACUUUGUUAAAUACGAAAUACAAGUUAGCACAAGAUUGGUGCUACCCCAAAACAAAUAUUUUCAUAUGUACUUCCCCUAAGCUGAUAAUAUUGGCAGUGGUGGUUUUAAAAGGAUAAAAUUCAAUGUUGGAAAGGCUGUGAAAAAACAGGCACACUCUAACACUACUGAUAUAGCCAUGAAUUGGUGCCUCCUUUUGAAAGCAUUAUAUAAUAUCUACAAAACUUUAUAUCUUUUUAUUUAAUCAUUCUAGUACCAGAACUAUACCCUAAGAAUGUUAUAUAUGGUGGAAAAGGAGUUGGGGGGGAAGAGGAAAAGAAAGACCUAUCCCUGCCCGCUGAAAAGCGUAACAAUAAAUCGUUGCCACUUUGACUUA